Messenger RNA from Pipistrellus nathusii (Nathusius's pipistrelle), 1215 nucleotides. The record is from the annotation of a GenBank genome assembly. NCBI's taxonomy places the organism in Eukaryota, Metazoa, Chordata, Mammalia, Chiroptera, Vespertilionidae.
AUGCAGUCUCAGAGGACCCCUGGGCGAAAGCGAGGCCGACCCCCACUGCACUCAACACCCGUGACGAUGGCAGUUCACAACCUUUAUUCUGCUUCCGCUGGUUCUUUGCCAGCAGUGAAGAUCCCAAAGAAAAGAGGGCGGAAACCUGGGUACAAGCUCAAGUCUCCAGUUCUCCUGACUCCGUUGGCCCUCUCACCUCUACGGAGUACGCCAGAGCCCGACCUCAGCUCCAUCCCUCAGGACGCAGCCACCAUCCCCAGCUUGGGAGUCCCUCAGGCUCUCACAGUCUGCCUCUACAUCAACAAGCAGGCCAAUGCGGGGCCCUACCUGGAGAGGAGGAAGCUGCAGCAGCUCCCCGAGCACUUCGGGCCUGAGCGGCCGUCAGCGGUCCUGCAGCAGGCCGUGCAAGCGUGCAUCGACUGUGCCCACCAGCAGAAGCUGGUCUUCUCCCUGGUCAAGCAGGGCUAUGGCGGUGAGAUGGUCUCGGUCUCGGCGUCCUUUGAUGGGAAACAGCACCUGCGGAGCCUGCCUGUGGUGAACAGCGUUGGGUACGUCCUCCGCUUCCUCGCCAAGCUGUGCCGAAGCCUCCUGUGCGAUGACCUCUUCAGCCACCAGCCUUUCCCCAGGCUCUCCAGUGCCUCCGAGGAAGCCCAGGAGAACCAGGAAGGCAGGAUGGAGACAGCCAAGACCUUCGCCGCCGCAGAGUGCCGCCUGGCGGCCGCCGCGGGCAUGAGCCGCUACAGCCUGGACCCCGCCGCCCCCGCCUUCGGCCCGCGGGGCCCCGCGCCCGCCGCGCCCUCCUCGCUGUACUGCAAGAGGCAGCACUCCGGAGAUGGCCCCCGCACCGGCCCCCUGUCCCCCGCAGGCCCCCCGGCACCGGGGCUGAGGCCCCCGGGCUGCAGCCCCAAGAGGAACGGGACCUCUCUGGAAGGAAACAGAUGCGCCUCAAGCCCUUCUCCAGACGGGCAGGACGGCAGGCGGCCAAGGAGCAGGAACCCGUCCACCUGGACCGUGGAGGAUGUGGUCCGGUUUGUGAAAGAUGCUGACCCGCAGGCUCUGGGGCCUCAUGUGGAACUCUUCAGAAAGCAUGAGAUUGACGGCAAUGCCCUCUUGUUGCUGAAGAGUGACAUGAUUAUGAAAUACCUGGGCCUGAAGCUGGGACCUGCGCUGAAGCUCUGUUACCAUAUUGACAAACUGAAGCAGGCCAAGUUCUGA